UCUUCAUCUUUUAACAACCUAAUACAAACUUCUUCAGCUAAGACUUCUUUUUCCGUUCGGGAUAAUUUUUAUCAUGAAGGCAUUUACCUUCCUCUCCAUCCUGGCCCUGGCCUCCUCAGCAGCUGCCGUCGCCGUUGACAGCCGCGCAACUUUGCCGGGAUUUGCUGAGCGCGCUUGUGGCACUACCGGCGCGCCCUGUACCUCUGGCGACGACUGCUGCACCUACUGUGACCCGUAUUCCGGCUGGACGUGCACUGAUGUCACUAGCUAUUGUAUUGAGAAAGGCCAGGUUCCUGCUUUUGGCCAAAACGAUUGUUGCUCUAGGGCUGUUGACUCCGCUGGGAAAUGCACUUAAAACUCGUUUCUUAGCAACACUGUAGAUUAGGAUGUUUUACCAGAAGCAAAGACCAGGCGAAAUCUUUAGAGUAACUUUACAUUUAAAUCUUUAGGGAAAGAUUUAGAUCCGAUGUUUCGAAGUGGAAACCCUAAGCGUAGGCUUAGAAGGCGCUCUUCAAAACUAGAAGAUUCAAAAAGAACAGCUUUUUAUUUUGCAGCUAACCGG
Colletotrichum destructivum is the source of this 562-nucleotide messenger RNA. RefSeq lists its product as uncharacterized. The record is from RefSeq and is a predicted model, not a curated record. Lineage: Eukaryota; Fungi; Ascomycota; Sordariomycetes; Glomerellales; Glomerellaceae. The transcript has 3 exons. The coding region runs from base 74 to 355 and encodes 93 amino acids.